AUGCAAGAGACGGUGGUCUUCAAGGACGUGGCUGUGGACUUCACGCAGGAGGAGUGGGCUUUGCUGGGUCCGGCUCAGAGGACGCUCUACAUGGAUGUGAUGCUGGACACCGUCAGGAACUUGGCAUCAGUCGAUGAUGAAACUCCACUUAAGGCCUUUGAGUCAGUUUCUCAAGAGUCUACUCAUGAGGAAAAAAUAUCCAAGGAAGAUAAAACCAGAAAACAUAGAAAUCAUGAUUCUUGGGCUUCCAUUUUGGGAAAAAUUCGGGAAGGCCUUAGCAUUGAAGAUGAACACAUGAAGCGGAACGUACCUCUGAGAGAUCACAUGGUGGAGAGACUCUGUGAGACUGAGGCCGGUUCUUACCGGGGAGGAGCCUGCGGUCACAUCCCCAGUCCUGGUCUGGCCGGGACUUCGACCGUCGGCGCUGACCCAGACCAGUGUCCGGAGUGUGGAAAGGUCUUCGCGCAUCCUGCGUCCUCUGAGAGGCACAUGGCAGCCCACGGGGGACACAGACCUGAUCCGUGUCCAGAGUCUGAUGGGGACUUUACCUUUCCAUCAGAGCUGACGGGACCCGUGAAGAUCCGCCGUGGAGUAAGACCUUCAUGUGAACUGUGCUGGCAAACGUGUGUUCAUUCUGGAUCCUGUCGAAGGCAUGACAAAGAGAAGCCCCGUGUGUGUGCGCAGUGUGGAAGGACCUUCGGGUUUCUAGACUCCUUUCAAAGGCAUGAAAGGACUCACAGUAAAGGGAGACUGAACGAGUGCCAGGAAUGUGGGAAAGUAUUCAAAUGGCCUUCGUCUCUCACACGACACAUGAGGACACACAGCCGGGAGAAGCCCUACGAGUGUGAGCAGUGCGGCAAGGCCUUCAAGUGGCCCGUCUCCUUACAGACACACCUGAAAAUACACGUGGGAGAGAAGUACAGGUGUGAGCGCUGUGGGAAGGCCUUCACGUGGUUGGUCUCCUUCCAGAAACACCUGAGAACACGCCCGGAAUUAAAGCCGUACAGGUGUGAGCGCUGUGGGAAGGCCUUCACGUGGUCGGUCUCCAUUCGGACACACAGGCGCUGGGGCUGCGGGGAGAAGGCGUGCCGCUGGCCCCUGUGCCUGCAGAGACAGCAGCGCACACACCCCGCCGAGGCGCCCCACACCUGCCCACAGUGCGGGAAGACGUUCCGAUGGCAGUCCUCCCUGGGGACCCAUGGCAAGACCCACUGGGAAGUCACACCGUACAGGUGCAGGGACUGCGGCAAAGCCUUCAGAUGGGCACUGUCCUUACACGAGCACAUGAUGACCCACCCUGGCCAGGUCGUCUACGCGUGCAAGGAAUGUGGGAAAAGGUUCUCGUACCCCCAGUCCCUGCAAAGACACGAGAGGACCCCCAGCCGAGAGGAACUCCAUGAGUGCAGGCAGCGUGGGAAGGGCUUGGAUCAGCGUGUCCACCGGCACAGACAUGAGCACAUCCCAGCGGGGCGAAGCCGCAGGCGGGUCAGCGAGCCUUCCAUCGGGCCGCAGCCUUCCCCAGCCACAUGCAAGGACACGCAGGAGAAGCCGUGUGUGCCGGGAAUGCGGGACAGCUGUUGGUAA
Molecule: messenger RNA, 1584 nt
Organism: Elephantulus edwardii (Cape elephant shrew)
Lineage: Eukaryota; Metazoa; Chordata; Mammalia; Macroscelidea; Macroscelididae
Product: zinc finger protein 555-like
Exons: 4
Coding region: 1-1584 (527 amino acids)
Biological process (GO): regulation of DNA-templated transcription
Source: RefSeq, a predicted model, not a curated record